Molecule: messenger RNA, 1708 nt
Organism: Helianthus annuus (common sunflower)
Lineage: Eukaryota; Viridiplantae; Streptophyta; Magnoliopsida; Asterales; Asteraceae
Product: aluminum-activated malate transporter 10
Exons: 6
Coding region: 107-1492 (461 amino acids)
Biological process (GO): malate transport
Cellular component (GO): plant-type vacuole membrane
Source: RefSeq, a predicted model, not a curated record
UUCCCACUAUUCCUGAAAUAGUCGAAUCUGACACGCGAAGAGAAACAUUUCAUCGAAACCAUCGCCUUACUUUCUCUCGUCAACAGACAUUGGAAGCGGUCACAAAAUGGCGUCUAAUGGUGAAUGGAAGGUAAACGUGCCCGAGGGGACUUUAGUCAUAGAGCCGACGGUAUCCAAAAGAAUGUACAUACAACUACAAGGAAAAAUACUAAAAAGCUUGAAGCGUAUCGGAAACUUUUGGGUUAAGGCUAAGAACAUUGCAACAAGUGAUCCAAGGAAAGUGAUUCAUGGUGUGAAAGUAGGCAUGGCUCUAUCUUUGGUCUCGCUUUUCUAUUACAUGAGACCACUCUAUGAUGGUGUAGGCGGGAAUGCCAUGUGGGCGGUCAUGACAGUUGUUGUGGCUUUCGAGUACUCUGUCGGCGCAACCAUUGCUAAAUCGUUUAAUCGAGCAAGUGCCACUAUUCUAGCGGGCUCUAUAGGGGUCGGUGUGCACUGGAUCGCUAACCAAUGUGGCGAAGAACUUGAACCCGUGAUUCUUCAAGCUUCAGUAACCAUUCUAGCCGCAGCAGCUACCUUCUCAAGAUUCAUACCAUCUGUGAAAGCUCGGUUUGAUUACGGAGUCAUGGUAUUCAUCCUCACCUUUAGCUUUGUGUCGGUGUCGGGUUACCGAGUGGAGAAAUUGUUAGAACUAGCGAGAAACCGAGUGUCCACCAUCGCAAUUGGAACCUCCAUUUGCAUUUUCACAAGCAUGCUUUUCUAUCCGGUUUGGGCCGGCAACGAGCUUCAUAACCUCGUAUAUAAAAACCUAGAAAGACUUGCGGAUUCCUUGGAUGGUUGUGUAACGGAGUAUUUCAAAGACAGCAACGAAGAUCGCGGUAGAAAACACGAGGGUUACAAAUUCGUGCUUAAUUCAAAGGCUGGUGAAGAAGUUAUGGCCAAUAUGGCUCGAUGGGAGCCUCCGCAUGGGCGUUUCAAGUUUAGACAUCCAUGGAAACAAUACCUCAAAGUUGGAGCCUCGAUGCGUAGUUGUGCUUACUGCAUUGAAACCCUAAGCGGUUUCAUCAAUUCCGAAGUUCAAGCACCGGAGUUGCUAAAGAAACAUAUGAAAGAAGUAUGCAUGACGCUAAGCUCAAGCUCAUCAAACGUCUUGAAAGAAUUAGCUACGACAACUAAAACCAUGACAAAAUCAACUAAAACACACCUUUUCGUGCAAGAGAUGAACUUUGCGGUUCAAAGUUUCAAAAACGCGUUCAAAGAUCUGUCGAAGCAAGCACUUAUAUUGACUGAACAUGAGGCGGGUGAAGAAAAGUCAACAGAAGGAACGAAAACCGUCCCAAUAAUCGCGAUCUUUCCUAUAGCCACAAUGGCAACAUUGUUGAUAGAGAUUAAAGAGCGGGUUGAAAGCAUUGUUACGGAAGUAGAAAACAUGGCAGCACAAGCGGAAUUUGAAAUCGAAAACAAACCAUCAAAGUGUGAUCAAGAUCUCAAGUAAUCGAUAUGUACGGUUUUAGGGUCAAAACAUUUCAAAACGUACGGUUUUUUUAACAGAAAUUUCAUCUUCAUAUGUCACAUUUCACCAUAGAUAAUAGCAUAAGUUCUCAAUGUCCACAAAGAAACAAAAAAAGCAAAUAAACUUCAUACCAAUCAUGGAUCAAAUCUGCAAAUGUAGUAAUGUUCGGUUAACGAUCAAGAUGAUUUCUUUACCUUA